This is a messenger RNA of Amaranthus tricolor (Joseph's coat), 793 nucleotides long. RefSeq lists its product as uncharacterized. Gene Ontology annotation, biological process: protein folding. Lineage: Eukaryota; Viridiplantae; Streptophyta; Magnoliopsida; Caryophyllales; Amaranthaceae. The record is from RefSeq and is a predicted model, not a curated record. The transcript has 5 exons. Gene Ontology annotation, cellular component: cytoplasm. Bases 174 to 644 code for a protein of 156 amino acids.
GACCGUUCAGACUUCAGAUGAUUCGCUUGGUCCCACACACUUUCUCUUUCUUGAACGCUCCGGAAAUUCAUUAGUUAAGUACUUCCUGGAAAUCCCCAAAUCAAAUUUCUUGUCUUCGCUGGAACCCUAACUUCUGAUUUCCCAAACCCUGAAGAUAGCUGAAAUAAAUUCCAAUGGCCGAAAAGUUAGCUCCCGAUAAGCGACACUCCUUCGUUCACAACGGUCAAAAAGUGUUUGAAUGGGAUCAAACCCUUGAUGAAGUGAACAUUUACAUAUCAUUACCUCCAAAUGUGCCAACAAAGCUGUUUUAUUGCAAAAUUCAAUCUAAACAUGUUGAAGUUGGGAUAAAAGGCAAUCCUCCUUAUCUUAAUCAUGAUUUUCAGCAUCCUGUGAAGACAGACUCUUCGUUUUGGACUUUAGAGGAUGAUACAAUGCAUAUAACCUUACAAAAGAGGGAUAAAGGCGAAACGUGGUCAUCACCUAUUGUGGGUGAAGGUCAGCUGGAUCCUUACAAUGCAGAUCUAGAGCAGAAGCGCUUGAUGCUCCAGCGAUUUCAAGAAGAGAACCCAGGUUUCGACUUCUCACAAGCACAGUUUAGUGGGAACUGUCCUGAUCCAAGGACCUUCAUGGGUGGGAUCGGCUAAGUGUCUGCUCUAUGCAGCGAGGAUAUUUUAUGUAUGUAUGGUUUGUGAUAGUAAUAAAGGAUCAACAUUUUCUGAAUUGUAAUUUGCAACUAUUGUAACUGGGUAGACUUCAUUCAACAUAUCAAUUUAGUGAUGCAUAUUGCGUUAAA